Molecule: messenger RNA, 2775 nt
Organism: Ciona intestinalis (vase tunicate)
Lineage: Eukaryota; Metazoa; Chordata; Ascidiacea; Phlebobranchia; Cionidae
Source: RefSeq, a predicted model, not a curated record
UGAAGUCACAGUCGCGCGCAUCGCGUUUGCAGCGUUUGCAGAACUGCUUAGUGACGCAACAAAGAAAGAGAAUCGUGGGUUCUGGUUUUGAUUUCAAGCGAAACGAGGUCGACCAUUUUAAGGUAGAUGCGUCACAAACAUGGGUGUUACGAAACUAUGGAUGGUUGUGUUGCUAUUGUGGUUGGUUUGUGAUGUCAUAUAUGCAGGGAGGCAGCAAGGAAGAGGCAGACAAAGAAACCGUGAGAAUAGACGUGGAGGUCGAGGAAGGCGACCGCCAAAUGUGGGGAGGGGUCCGCCAACAAGCGGCAGUCGAUCAACAGUAGAUGAUAUAUUUUCUUUGUUCUUCGGUGAAGAUACUUCUUUCAGUUUCUCACAUACGGGGAAUUCCUUUCUAUGGAGCAUAGGUGGACCCACCCCAACAACCCCUGUUGCCCCUACCACCCCCGCAACCCCCGCAACAACAACAACAACAACUGCCGCGUCCACAGCGACCAAUGAUGACAUAACAAUGAACCUACCAUGGCGGGGCAAAGGAAGCUUUACGGGCGAUGUUCGCAUUGAUUGUCGGAAUAAGAGGGGUGGUUGUUACAAGGGUGGUGUUCAAGUAUUUAACAGGGAGGAGGGUCGGUGGGGGAACGUGUGUGGGGCGGGGUGGGGUAAGAUGGAUGCUAACGUCGUGUGUAAAUACCUCAAGUAUAAGAAAGGAGCAAAGAAACAUCUUCGGCUUCGCAAAGCAAAGUUGUCAGUUGUUGGGAAAAGGUUAUCACCGAUGUUACGAAACAUACGGUGUACGGGCGGUGAGGCGAAGUUAACCGAGUGUGACGGUGAAGCCAUGCGUGACGGAGAGGGUUGUGAGGGGGAAAGAUUCGCUGGGGUUGUUUGCCAGGGAAAACAAACGAUCCUUGAAGAUGACGUCACGUGCUCGAGUUCCGAAACACGAUGCGCGAAUCGUAAGACGUGUGUUACGUCACAACACGUAUGCGAUGGGACGAGUGAUUGUCCUUGGGGUAGCGAUGAAGAGAACUGUGGAACAACUGGUGUUUGUGACGUGGAUAAGUUCUGGUGUGGGGCCGGGGGAGGGGGGUGUGUUAGUCGAAGCUUUGUUUGCGAUGGAGACAGAGAUUGUGUGAACGGGACGGAUGAGAUUGGGUGUGUGCAAUACCUGCGUCAGUUUACAUGGCUACGAAACGCCAAGCUCCAAUUAACCGCUGGUGACUACAACUCGGGUUGGCGCCAUGUUACUCCAUAUACUUGUGCGAAGAAAUGUAGAGAAGAAAAACGAUUUGACUGCGUGUCGUUCGAUUAUCAUAAGGAUACAAAGGAGUGUGACCUCACAACGCAUUCGAGUAGAAACGCUCGCUUGGUGCGCCCGAGAGAAGGGAACUGGGAUCAUUAUGAACUUAAGACGCCUAGGAGGUGUCCUGGGUUUCGAUGUGUUACGUCAUGGUCGUGUAUACCAGCAUCCCAACAAUGUGAUGGAGAGGUUCAAUGUAGGGACGGGUCGGAUGAAAGAAACUGCAGUGACGUAGGAGGAGGAUUUACCAUCCGUCUGGCAUCGGGGGUUUCCUCAUAUGAGGGUCAUCUGGAGGUCAAGCGGGCUGGGGAGGACUUUGGGCUCGUGUGCGACAUCGGGUGGUCGAUGAAUGAAGCGAACGUCGCGUGUAGACAAUUGGGAUUCAGAGGUGCAUUGAUGGCGCUAAGUGGUCAAUUCUUUCAACGAAGUCAUCGCGCGUAUAUGCUUAGUGACGUCACAUGCAGGGGUGAUGAGGUCACUAUAGAUGAAUGUCGUCAUAGUGGGUGGGGGGUAAAAGAUUGCCCAAUGGACCAUGAAGCUGGGGUGGUUUGUAUAUUUGGUGACGUUGCUAUUCCUACAACGACGCCAACAACAACAACUACACGUGGAACAACUACAGCACAAAGAAUAACAACAACAGCGACGCCACGACGUACAACAGCCACGCCACCAAGAUGUGGCGUGAAGCCAUCCACCGAAAACCACGCCAUACCGCGUAUAGUGGGUGGCAACUUUGCUCAACCCAAUGAAUGGCCAUGGCAGGUAGCAAUUUGGUUACCUUGGCAAUUCAAAUGUGGAGGGACUUUGAUUGACAGUUGUUGGGUGUUGACGGCGGCUCACUGCUUCUCACAGCAGUAUGACGUCAGUAACUACUGGAUACGCUUGGGUGACCACCAAUCAACGGUCGUAGAUGGCACAGAACAGGAUUUCAAAAUUGAAAGAAUAAUUAAACAUAAUUUCAACACAAACACAAACGACAACGACAUUGCUUUGAUUGAGUUGAAACGUCAUAACGGCAGAUGUGCUCGACUCAACGAAGUUGUGAAACUAGCUUGUCUACCAACGUCGUUGAACCAGUUUCCUGGUGGAACAAAAUGUCAUAUAGUUGGUUGGGGACAAACGUCAUUUGAGAGCGCCACACCUUACACGAGGUUGUUGAAAGAAGCGACCAUCCCAUUGAUAAGUAGAAGGGACUGCCUUGCACAAAGUGUGUACGGCACAAGAUUGUCCACUAACAUGUUUUGUGCCGGUUAUAUAAGAGGAGGGGUGGAUACGUGUCAAGGGGAUUCGGGUGGCCCGCUCCUGUGCCAAGCAAACGAUGGUUUAUACUACGUGUGGGGUGUGGUUAGUUGGGGCAACGGUUGCGCCCAACCCAGGUCACCAGGUGUUUAUACUAACGUUGCAAACUACGUUGGUUGGAUCACAAGGAAUACUGGAAUAACAUUCACUUAAUCACGUCAUAAUAAACAUAUGUACGUCAA